Messenger RNA from Geodia barretti, 363 nucleotides. Lineage: Eukaryota; Metazoa; Porifera; Demospongiae; Tetractinellida; Geodiidae. The record is from the annotation of a GenBank genome assembly.
AUGGCGUUCUCACUGAAUCACGUUCACCUCAAGACCCCUGAUCCCAAAGCCACGGCCGAUUGGUACGUACAGAAUCUGGGCGCUACGGUCACCUCCGAGGCCGCCAACGGUGGGUUCCGACUGGACCUCCACGGUCUGCCUCUCAACGUGACCGACCACAUCGUCACGCAGACCCACCCGCAGAACUACGGCUUCGAGCACAUCGCCAUCGACACCACCGACAUCGAGGGCACCGUCGAAGACCUCAAGAACGGCGGAGCCACUGUGCUGGAAGAGACCACCGUGGGCGGCGGCCGUCGGGUCAUGUUCUUUGAAGGUCCCCAGGGCAUCAUCCUGGAAGUCCUCGAGGUCAUCGACGGCUAG